GGCUUGUUGAGUCCCUCGGAGUCUGGACUACUGCCACCGCAAUAGCAGUACAUGCAGGCCUUGAACAGACUGCUUGCAGCGUCGCUCUCUUGACAGUUGUCUUAAGAGAACAUGACAUCUUGAAUGACCCAGCUUCAGAAGAUGUGCCCAGAUCUACGGAAGUCGCUAGACAGUGUUUCCUCAAAUCAAUCCGCGCUCGAGUCCUUGAGCAUUCCGAGAACAGACUGGAGCAAGCCAGGAAGGCCAAAGAACUCUUAUUGAACGGAGAAUACAUCGAGCAGACUUCCCAUCAUUACCAUCAGAUAAAUCCAGAGUGUUGGACCGACCCGGGAUGGUGGCAGGAUCCGAAGCUCUACAUAUAUGACCGUGCAAUGGAGUGUAAAUUUGCUUUGGCGAAUAUCAUGAUUGAGAUCAUGAGUGGUAUUCCUGCGAAGAGGCGGUGAGAUUUUCGGAUCGCGGUCCCUGACAUCCUGAGAUGACAUGAAAGUGAAUUUUGAAAGCGAGCGAGGGUAUUUCAAUUGACGGAAUGGGGCGUCUGGCCCGAGGCGGAAUCAUUGAGAAGCUGUAUCCAAGGCGAAAAUCCAAGAACUUUCCCUCAUCACGACACAUGGAAGCUGGCGAGCCGGACCGUGUACCAUUCGAAUCAACCAUCAGCGCGUUUCGUUUCAAGCUGGACCUCGACAUAGGCUUAUAGAAGUCCAGAAGCUUGAUACCAUG
Messenger RNA from Pseudocercospora fijiensis CIRAD86, 717 nucleotides. RefSeq lists its product as uncharacterized. The coding region runs from base 527 to 694 and encodes 55 amino acids. The transcript is spliced from 2 exons. The record is from RefSeq and is a predicted model, not a curated record. NCBI's taxonomy places the organism in Eukaryota, Fungi, Ascomycota, Dothideomycetes, Mycosphaerellales, Mycosphaerellaceae.